AACGAUUUCUUAUUCAAGUGUUGGGAAGCCUGUGCCUCAUAUAGGGAGGAAAAUAAUUCGCCCUGUCCGCUAGUUUCCGAAAGCUCUUACAUAAUGUAAGUUUCAGCCGAAUCAGCGUUUGAAAUUCCUAUCUUUAUUUAUUGCUCGUAUAUUUUCCAUUUAGCGAGUCGUGGGAAGGUUUAGAAGUGUAUGUGGAUCUGACCUGUUUUUGUGAAUGAAUUGUGGAUUUGCGACUACAACCUACCCAAAAUAAAGUUAUAAUCUUUGUAAUCAGUCUUUUAAUAAUACGUAAGACACUUUAUUGCAACAGUAACAAAACGGAUCAGAGCAUCAACAAUUGCAAUCUUAAGCACGACGAUAUUUUUGUGGCGCAGCGAUUUCAGGAUUCGAGCUUCCUUUAAGAAUAAACGUGUUUCGCGCUCGACUCUCCAUCCCUUCUUUUCGCAAUAAACACACACCCAAAACUUCCUCUGCCGAUCUCCUCCUUGUCAGUAAAUGGCUCCACGAAAACUGAGGGAAAUCAUUAAACGCUGAACUUCUCUUCGUACGCUCAAAUAAUCCAAACGAUGGCAACCUGAACGCCAUGCUGCCUUGACUUGGCAGUGCGCGCAAGUUUCCCGCCAAAAGUGAAACAUGUGACCGAAAAUUGAAAGCGUCACGCAUUCGCCCUCAACAGGAAAGGAUUACUGCCCUCAAUCUCAUGCCAUUUUCCUUUUUACAGUCGAAAACUUCGAUGAUGGGAUGAGAUGGAAAGACAGUUUUCUUUAGACAUCCAGCGGUGUAAGAAUGAUUUUUAUAACUUUUUUUUUAUUGAAUUAUAUAUUGUGUAGGUUAAUUGUUUUACAGUUUCUUUAAUCGUUUGGUUUGGUUUGGUUUCGCAAACUACAGUAAGCCCAGUGUAACAAUCUUGAUGUUUCUAAAUCUUCAAAUCAAGUCUUUUGCUGGCAAUUAUAAGCCCUGACGAAGCGAGAGCGAAACAUCCGCUUACGCCGCCUAAUGGAAUUGUAGCAGGUAGGCAGACUACAGACAGCCGAGCCUAAACUCGCGCUAGAAAACGCCGCUGAAAGAACGCUAGAGCCAGCAGCGCUCCAGUUAACAAACAUUUUCGCUCGUUUAUACUUUUUGGCAACCACUCGAUAGUGGGAGACCUCGUUGUUCAGAACGGUUGAAAUAUCUCUCUCUCUCUUUCUUAUGACCUCUUUCCAUUUAGGGUAGAGGUCAAAUGCUUCAAGACGCUCUCUCCUGUUUAGUUCAGCCAACUGAUUUGUUAGCGCAUUCAAUCUCCUCCUUUUUCCUUCACCCGCCGCGUCCCCAUCUCGUUCAGCCGCCGCAUCCCCCCUUCCUCCCAUAACCUCAGCUCGUCCAAAAUUUUCCGGAUUGCUGCGCUGAUCCACUGCGCUUCCAUUCUUUUGGUUAUAACAGAUAGCUGCAAUUGCUCAAAUGGAAUUUAUGCGCCGCGAUGAGUCCACGGUAGUAUGUCUGGCGGCAUACUUCGCCGGUGAGGGGAGCCGAGACCGAGCCGAGCCGGCGAAUUAAGUUGUCUACCCUAGGGUGUCGAUAUUUGUUUGCCGCCAGACAUACUACUUGUGGCUUUUCAGCUUACAGAAUAGUGAGAUUAUAGUAUAUAUCUCAUUUCCCUGUAGAAUGCAAGAUCGUUUGAGUGAACUGGCUACCUUGAGAAUAUGUUUGGGUAAUUUUAACCAUCAUUCUCGGACGUUUACUUUCCCUUGUAAUAGAAUUAUUUGGAUCAAAUAACUGACUUUUUGGUGUGAUGGCCACCUGUCGUUUUGAAUAGUUUAAAGAAAAAAAUGCGCACGUUACUUUAAAAUGAUUUUCCAGUGAAGAGAUUUUUUUUCUCUGAGAUUUAUCUGCCCACUCUCCCAGUUAAAGGAAAAGUUUCUCACUGCAAUCUUUCUUCCGUAUUUUCGGAAAGCCGACUUCAUAAUGGGUAAAAUAGGUCACGACAUCUGUCAGGAGCCAUAAUCGUGACAUGCUAUGUCGUAAAGAAAUCCUCCGGCAAGGUCGUAUUCAUACAAUUUUGCGUUGCUCUUGAUAUGUGCAUUGUUUGUAAUAGAAAGGAAACAGCAAUUUAAGCAAUGGGUUAUGGCUGACAGCAACCAAAAUUAUGCACCCAUAUUGACAACUGUGACAGUUUGAGAUACGCGCGAGUUGAGAUAUGAAUGCUUCUCACAAGGCUUGAAGUUGUAUCAGAGUUUGCCUACAUUCAUUCAAGAACGGACACAAGAUCCAGUACUAAAAAUCACGGUAUUGCGUUUCCAAGUUUGCUUUUCUCUUGUAUGGUGCUUAUCAAUGAAAAACAACUUUGUAUAAUCAAAGGACGUUUCUACCUCCGUUUCUUCCGAGAAAUAAACCUGCCCGCUGCGCAUGAGCGAAUGCUAUCCUGGCGAAACCGAAGUGUGUAUUUUAGCGACGACAUUCGGUUGAUAGACUGAAAAGCACUCUUGUGAAUAUCAAGCAACUAUGGUGACAUUGCAAAGAAGUGGUCAAAGUGCUUUCACCAUCGAAAAGGUUUCAAGGGAACCUGCUUUCAGCCAUGUUCAGAUUAAAGGUUCCGAUCCAAGUGGCUCGGAAUCCGACGAGGAGACAUCAUUCACUAAAGGAGACAACAAGAAAUGUUUUAUCUUCGAAGAGGAUCACCACAGGCUGGUUUCAAGGAUAACGCAAGAGGAGCAAGGAAAUCUCUUUGGGUUGUGGACAACCAACGACGAACCUGUUAUUCACAUUGUCUGUCCACCGAUCUGUGCUAUCAAGCCUCACUCGCACACAGUCACCGAAGACGACAUCUUAAGCAAGCAUUUACCUCUCUCACACAUCGGUAACUGGAGAUAUAAUGGGUUUCCAUUUCUGAACCGUUGUUCUCAUCAGUUUAAACCAAGAGCCACAUUUCUGGAUCUAACGGUCUCCAAGUCCAAGCUCUCAGUGUUUGAAGAUGGUAAAAGGAGGCAAAUUGAGGUUAUCAACGGCAGAAGCCCGUUUACGAACGUGACAGGUUUCAAAACAAUCGCCAUUAAAGGUCAACAAGAUGUCGAUCCUGAUCUCGCGCAGGGUAUGGAGCACCUUUUAAGCACAAAAGCAAUCUCUAAUAAAAGAAAGGAACUUUUCACUUCUCCAAAUUUUCAAGAUCCGAUUACAACAAGCAGUGCCAGCCAGGAAAUCCCAAUGUACCUAGGAGCGAAAGGAUUUCAGCGUGAAUUCGCACCUAACCUUCAGGACUUCAAGAUCUUCAUGUUUGAAGAAGACUAUCAAAUGAUGCAAAACCUUGUUCUCAGGUACCCCCAUCUGGAGACUGGAGGAGACCUGUUCGGUUUGUGGACCACUGAGGGAGACGCGGUACUCCAUGUAGUGCUUGGUCCAGGCCAAAACUGCAAGCGAACUGGAUUCUCCUUCUACCAAGAUGUCCCUUAUCUCAAGGAAAAUGGUGAACUGCUUACUCAAGACUACAUGUUAUGCCACAUUGGAGAAUGGCAUUCCCACCACCAGUUGCGCCUCUUUCAGCCAAGCGGAGGCGAUUCGUUAACUGUUAUCAGAAACUAUCCUCGUGGAGUCUGCGGUUUUCUUUUGAUUAUUGCUAACAUUCUGUCCUCUCACGAAGUGCGGCUGUCUCCUUAUCUUUACACGAAGUCGUCCAGCUAUGGUUUUGAUAAAGCAGGCAGAAUUGUUCGGCUCACGGGCCCCAAUGCAUUUAAGAGGAUUCAUAAAAUCAGAGAAAAAGCAGAGAGAGGGAAAGAAAGGGAUACAUAUAUUCAAGGUGGCCAGUUCAACCGUAAUUCAGAGUAUGCGGCGGACUUCAGUGAAUUCAGGGGUUAUCCAAUUCAAACUGUUACAAAUCAAAUUAAGCGCCUUCCCAGUGAUCGCAGAAGGCACACACACCACUACGUGACUUCCAAACCAUAUGAGCUGCCAAAGCGUAAGGCCAUGUUCUCCUCUCCAUAUGAACAUUAUUCCGUAUCGGUGCCCCGCUCACGUGGUAUUUCAGCAGGAAGAAAUCGGCGCAAAAGCGCAAAGUCAGGCACCAGAAUGGAUCGACCUCCGUGGAAGUCUCUUUUGCUGGCAAUUAUAAGCCCUGACGAAGCGAGAGCGAAACAUCCGCUUACGCCGCCUAAUGGAAUUGUAGCAGAAUGCAAGAUCACUGAAAAGCACUCUUGUGAAUAUCAAGCAACUAUGGUGACAUUGCAAAGAAGUGGUCAAAGUGCUUUCACCAUCGAAAAGGUUUCAAGGGAACCUGCUUUCAGCCAUGUUCAGAUUAAAGGUUCCGAUCCAAGUGGCUCGGAAUCCGACGAGGAGACAUCAUUCACUAAAGGAGACAACAAGAAAUGUUUUAUCUUCGAAGAGGAUCACCACAGGCUGGUUUCAAGGAUAACGCAAGAGGAGCAAGGAAAUCUCUUUGGGUUGUGGACAACCAACGACGAACCUGUUAUUCACAUUGUCUGUCCACCGAUCUGUGCUAUCAAGCCUCACUCGCACACAGUCACCGAAGACGACAUCUUAAGCAAGCAUUUACCUCUCUCACACAUCGGUAACUGGAGAUAUAAUGGGUUUCCAUUUCUGAACCGUUGUUCUCAUCAGUUUAAACCAAGAGCCACAUUUCUGGAUCUAACGGUCUCCAAGUCCAAGCUCUCAGUGUUUGAAGAUGGUAAAAGGAGGCAAAUUGAGGUUAUCAACGGCAGAAGCCCGUUUACGAACGUGACAGGUUUCAAAACAAUCGCCAUUAAAGGUCAACAAGAUGUCGAUCCUGAUCUCGCGCAGGGUAUGGAGCACCUUUUAAGCACAAAAGCAAUCUCUAAUAAAAGAAAGGAACUUUUCACUUCUCCAAAUUUUCAAGAUCCGAUUACAACAAGCAGUGCCAGCCAGGAAAUCCCAAUGUACCUAGGAGCGAAAGGAUUUCAGCGUGAAUUCGCACCUAACCUUCAGGACUUCAAGAUCUUCAUGUUUGAAGAAGACUAUCAAAUGAUGCAAAACCUUGUUCUCAGGUACCCCCAUCUGGAGACUGGAGGAGACCUGUUCGGUUUGUGGACCACUGAGGGAGACGCGGUACUCCAUGUAGUGCUUGGUCCAGGCCAAAACUGCAAGCGAACUGGAUUCUCCUUCUACCAAGAUGUCCCUUAUCUCAAGGAAAAUGGUGAACUGCUUACUCAAGACUACAUGUUAUGCCACAUUGGAGAAUGGCAUUCCCACCACCAGUUGCGCCUCUUUCAGCCAAGCGGAGGCGAUUCGUUAACUGUUAUCAGAAACUAUCCUCGUGGAGUCUGCGGUUUUCUUUUGAUUAUUGCUAACAUUCUGUCCUCUCACGAAGUGCGGCUGUCUCCUUAUCUUUACACGAAGUCGUCCAGCUAUGGUUUUGAUAAAGCAGGCAGAAUUGUUCGGCUCACGGGCCCCAAUGCAUUUAAGAGGAUUCAUAAAAUCAGAGAAAAAGCAGAGAGAGGGAAAGAAAGGGAUACAUAUAUUCAAGGUGGCCAGUUCAACCGUAAUUCAGAGUAUGCGGCGGACUUCAGUGAAUUCAGGGGUUAUCCAAUUCAAACUGUUACAAAUCAAAUUAAGCGCCUUCCCAGUGAUCGCAGAAGGCACACACACCACUACGUGACUUCCAAACCAUAUGAGCUGCCAAAGCGUAAGGCCAUGUUCUCCUCUCCAUAUGAACAUUAUUCCGUAUCGGUGCCCCGCUCACGUGGUAUUUCAGCAGGAAGAAAUCGGCGCAAAAGCGCAAAGUCAGGCACCAGAAUGGAUCGACCUCCGUGGAAGUCGUAACUUUGUAAAGCGUACACGUAACCCAAAGGCGCCAGCUUUAAACUUAAUAGUCACCUCAUGAUACUGAUGAUUAUUAGCUGUGAAUCGCGUUUAAUGGAUUUCUAAGUAUAUGAACACCACUUCAGUUUUUUUUUUACUUAUAUACGGUGCCGUUUACAUGUUAUUACAUAUCAGGCCUUAAGAGUUACCAAAUGGUAGAUAGUUCACUGUUAGUGCUCUUACAUUCAUUAACAUGGUGCAUUUCGCUUCUUAUUUUAUUUUCCUUUCGUGUAUUAAAGUUACUUUGAAUUGGACUUUUAAGUUCACAGUCUUUCCUAAACAACUGUACGAAUUACUAAGUCUACAUAGAUGACUCGUUGUUUUCAUAGUAUGACGGUGUAUUAUAUUGGUCUAUAUUGUAAAAUAUUUCACAUUUUUGCUGUG
This is a messenger RNA of Orbicella faveolata, 6189 nucleotides long. RefSeq lists its product as uncharacterized. The record is from RefSeq and is a predicted model, not a curated record. NCBI's taxonomy places the organism in Eukaryota, Metazoa, Cnidaria, Anthozoa, Scleractinia, Merulinidae.